GUCGGGUUUAUUAUUUCAACCACCUGACCAACGCCAGCCAGUGGGAACGUCCCAGCGGGGGGCAGGGGGAGCCCAGCAAGGUUCGCUGCUCCCACCUCCUGGUGAAACACAACCAGUCCAGGAGACCCUCCUCCUGGAGGCAGGAGAAGAUCACCCGAACCAAAGAUGAGGCUCUGGAGCUGAUCAACGAGGAGGUUCUGCUGGAGAUGAAGCUGCUGGAGGUCUCCUCAGCUCCCUGA
Merops nubicus (carmine bee-eater) is the source of this 239-nucleotide messenger RNA. RefSeq names its product peptidylprolyl cis/trans isomerase, NIMA-interacting 1 (gene PIN1). The annotation marks the transcript as partial. The record is from RefSeq and is a predicted model, not a curated record. The transcript is spliced from 2 exons. NCBI's taxonomy places the organism in Eukaryota, Metazoa, Chordata, Aves, Coraciiformes, Meropidae. Gene Ontology annotation, cellular component: nucleus; cytosol. Gene Ontology annotation, molecular function: peptidyl-prolyl cis-trans isomerase activity; protein binding.